CUCGGAGCAAACCAGAGAGGAGAGAUGAAGAUCCCCCCAUCAUUGACUUUGGAGUCUGUUUUGUUUAGUGUCAACACGUGCGACACAUGUGACAGACUGUCCCCUUUCCAGCUUCGUGGUCUCUUCCUGCGCUCGCUGGCUUCCUUCGUCUCUCACUGUCUCUCGAUCUCUCUGCCAAAACCUCCUGACCAUCGAUCCCUGUCUCCUCGGAAACAUACAAAUCUCGAGUAUCUCUCUCUGCGGCUGAGAAGAAAUGUGGAAGGAGGAAUCCUUGGAUUUAGUACUCGUGCCGUCGGGUCUAGCCGUGAUGGUCGCUUACCAUGUCUGGCUAGGCUACACCAUUAUCCACCGUCCCAAGCUCACUGCUGUCUCCCUCAACGCUGAGUCUCGACGACUAUGGGUCUUCUGUAUGAUGGACGAUCCAAUGAAAAAUGGUGUAUUGGCAGUACAGACAAUCAGGAACAACAUAAUGGCAUCAACCCUUUUAGCCACAGCAGCAAUCACUCUCUGUUCCAUCAUCGGCGUCUUCGUAAGCAGCAACUCCUCCGCUUCCGAAUCCACAGCGUCACCUAUCAUAUACGGCGACAAAAGCCCUCUCCUCGCAACCAUCAAGAACUUCUCGAUCCUCAUCUGUUUCCUCAUGGCCUUUCUCUGCAACGUCCAGUCCAUCAGAUACUACGCUCACGUCAGUUUCCUGGUCACUGUGCCUGUCUCCAGAGGGAAGAAAGAGCACUGCGAGUACGUGGCUAGGAACCUCAACCGAGCUCUCUACUUCUGGUUUCUCGGGUUGAGGGCUUUCUACUUCUCCUUCCCGCUGUUCUUGUGGAACUUUGGUCCCAUACCUAUGUUCGUGUGCUGUUGUAUGAUGUCUUCGAUUCUUUAUUUCUUGGACACGACCACUUCUUUUACUAGGCGUCUCCAUAGCCAGUCUUUCGUAGAAACUUCUGAGUCGAUGGACGGUGAAAUCGAAUCAGCUGUUUAUGCUCUGUAGAUUCUUCUCUGAUUCUUUUUUUUGUGGAUUGUUCGUUGAGUUAUAUAUUUUAAGAAUGUUUUUGAAAUGUGAUGUAAUAGCUUUGGCUGCGACUGCCAUUGUUUAUUUGCGUU
Messenger RNA from Raphanus sativus (radish), 1104 nucleotides. RefSeq lists its product as uncharacterized. The transcript has 2 exons. The record is from RefSeq and is a predicted model, not a curated record. NCBI's taxonomy places the organism in Eukaryota, Viridiplantae, Streptophyta, Magnoliopsida, Brassicales, Brassicaceae. The coding region runs from base 254 to 991 and encodes 245 amino acids.